Molecule: messenger RNA, 1408 nt
Organism: Cryptomeria japonica (Japanese cedar)
Lineage: Eukaryota; Viridiplantae; Streptophyta; Pinopsida; Cupressales; Cupressaceae
Product: mitochondrial import inner membrane translocase subunit TIM17-2
Exons: 2
Coding region: 182-865 (227 amino acids)
Biological process (GO): protein import into mitochondrial matrix
Cellular component (GO): TIM23 mitochondrial import inner membrane translocase complex; mitochondrial inner membrane
Molecular function (GO): transmembrane protein transporter activity
Source: RefSeq, a predicted model, not a curated record
AAAAAAGAUCCGUGUUAGGGCAUGGACUUACGGCUUUACGAGACUAUUAAAUGAAAAAAGAAGAAACACUUCAUAUUUUUCAUUGUGGAAAGACCAGGGCAUCAGGGCGGCGCGCAAGGGAUCCUUAGCACCUUCAGACGCAUAGUUGAGGGUUUGGGUAACAGGGUAGCGGUGGAAGAUCAUGGGCACGCCCGAGAAUUCACGAGAGCCAUGCCCAGACAGAAUUUUAGAUGAUGUCGGAGGUGCCUUCGGCAUGGGAGCUGUAGGGGGAUCGGUUUAUCAUUUUGUCAGAGGAUUUUACAAUUCUCCCCGGGGGGAGCGUUUAAUUGGCGCAACCCAAACUGUAGGAAUGAAUGCACCCAGAACUGGGGGAAGUUUUGCCGUGUGGGGCGGCCUCUUUUCGGUUUUUGACUGUUCCAUGGUUUAUGUGAGACAGAAGGAGGAUCCAUGGAAUUCUAUCAUAGCAGGCGCUGCUACGGGAGGGUUUCUUCAGAUGCGCCAGGGCCCAAGGGCUGCUGCCAAGUCCGCUAUGGUUGGCGGCGUUUUGCUUGCUUUGAUCGAAGGUGCAGGGAUUAUGCUCAACCGCGUUUUGAGUGCGCAGCAGCAACAGUUUCCUCCCAUAGAAGAAGGAAUGAUGCCCAAUAUGCAGGGAAUCCCUAAUAUGCAAGGGAUCCCUAACUUGCCAGGGGUUCCCGCUACGCAGCCCAAUUUAACGGAACCCAAAGAGAAAGAAUCUUCUUCUUGGUUUGGAGGGUUUUUUGGCGGUAAGAAGGAGACCCAGCACAGUGGAGGCCGCGGUAUGGCUGAGGUUUUGGACAGUUUUGAUCAGCCUAGUGCUCCUGUGCCUAAUUUUGAAUAUAAGUGAUCAUCUGAAACAGUUGGAAGCUUCAUGUUUCACGUUUCCAGGUUAAAUGGAUAUUUUAUUUAAAGUAGUUGUCAUUUGCUCUGUUGUGGUUUGGGUUCUUUGGCAUGCCCAAAUAAAACCACCAAGAUGAAGGUGUGUAUGUCUGAAAGCGCAGAAUUGCCCUCAUAUGAGGUUCUCAAAGUUGUUACCAAAGCAAUUGGGAAUAAUAUCCAAGUUCCCUUAUUUUACAUUCUUUAAUGUAGUGCUCAUUUUCAUUCUUAGCACAUAAAUCUCAACAUCAUGUUUAUAUAAGCAUUAGUUGAAUACCUAAAAACGAAAGAAUUGUUAGAUUAGUAGAGAAAAAAAUCAGAAGGUGGGUUGUUGUUAUAAUAGAGAUUAUGAAACAUGUGGUUGAGGUUCUUUUUGUGAUGGUGGGACCAACAGAGUUUAUUCUGAUUGUACAAUGAUUUAUGAUAGCAAAUCAGUAGGAAAUCCAGGUUCAAUUAGUCUGCUCUUUUAAACUUUCCUUUUCUAAUAGAGCAUGCUACGCAUGUUUUUUCUUUA